Molecule: messenger RNA, 936 nt
Organism: Tarenaya hassleriana
Lineage: Eukaryota; Viridiplantae; Streptophyta; Magnoliopsida; Brassicales; Cleomaceae
Product: ras-related protein RABB1c-like
Exons: 6
Coding region: 93-728 (211 amino acids)
Cellular component (GO): Golgi apparatus
Molecular function (GO): GTP binding; GTPase activity
Source: RefSeq, a predicted model, not a curated record
ACAUAAACAAAUUCGUUUUUUUGUCAUUCUCUACUCCGAUCGUCGUCAUUGGGAGAAGGGAAUCAAAAUCGCUUGAUCUGAUCUAAGCGGAGAUGUCUUACGCUUAUCUCUUCAAGUACAUCAUCAUCGGCGACACUGGGGUUGGGAAAUCAUGUCUUCUGCUUCAGUUCACCGACAAGAGGUUCCAACCGGUGCAUGACCUCACCAUCGGUGUUGAGUUUGGGGCCAGAAUGAUCACCAUCGACAACAAACCCAUCAAACUCCAGAUUUGGGAUACGGCUGGUCAAGAAUCCUUCAGAUCUAUUACCAGAUCCUACUAUAGAGGCGCUGCUGGCGCAUUGCUCGUCUAUGAUAUCACCAGGAGGGAAACAUUUAAUCACCUGGCCAGCUGGCUAGAGGAUGCAAGGCAGCAUGCGAAUGCAAACAUGACAAUAAUGCUCAUUGGUAAUAAGUGUGAUCUCGCCCACAGAAGGGCAGUGAGCACGGAGGAAGGAGAGCAGUUUGCAAAGGAGCAUGGGCUAAUAUUCAUGGAGGCUUCCGCCAAAACUGCUCAGAAUGUCGAAGAGGCAUUCAUCAAGACAGCCGCAACGAUAUACAAGAAGAUCCAAGACGGCGACUUUGAUGUGUCAAAUGAGACAUAUGGAAUAAAAGUUGGAUAUGGAGGAAUUCCAGGGCCAUCAGGCUUAAGAGAUGGAUCAUCGUCGCAAGGUGGAGGGUGCUGCAGUUGAGGAGUGGGUGCCAACACGGUUGUGUAUGUCAUCAGGGGGGGGGGGCAGCAUGUACAAUUACCACACGUGAUAUUUGCUAAAGCAUAUUUGUAAAUCGUUUUGGAGUUUGUUUUGGCUAUGCAAAGUAUUAUUUUGAUUGACCCGCAGAUUAUACGCUUUAUGUAUCAACGUCACGGUUUAAAAAUGUUUUAAUAUUUGUAUUAUAAGA